This is a messenger RNA of Perca fluviatilis (European perch), 892 nucleotides long. It is a transcript of the gene ap1s1, whose product is annotated as adaptor related protein complex 1 subunit sigma 1. Gene Ontology annotation, biological process: intracellular protein transport; vesicle-mediated transport. The record is from RefSeq and is a predicted model, not a curated record. Gene Ontology annotation, cellular component: intracellular membrane-bounded organelle; membrane coat; AP-1 adaptor complex. Gene Ontology annotation, molecular function: clathrin-cargo adaptor activity. Lineage: Eukaryota; Metazoa; Chordata; Actinopteri; Perciformes; Percidae. Bases 360 to 833 code for a protein of 157 amino acids. The transcript has 5 exons.
CGCAUGCUCACUAGAGGCGGAACUGCUCCGAGUAGCAGGGAAUGGGUUCAGCUCAGCUUCAGUGACUCUGACACAGACAUGCACUGACAGCGUUAGCCGCGGUGUAUUCCUUGACGUGGACCAGGCAGUGUAGACGUAGUGUUUGUUUGUAACGUCGCAGUAACUUAAAAAAUUCAAAACAAAUGGUAAGUUAAUCUUCCUGCUUAUCUUUCGCCUAAAAAAAAAAGCCGGGGGGGCUAGGCGCUAAGCUAAUGCUAGCAAGGUGUAUGAUUUCAGGAAGUGUCCCACCUGCGCUACCUUCACCUGGCUUCUGUCAGCAUAUAUAGCCUGCAAGCUAACAGGCCGUAUAACAGCAUAAGAUGCGUUUCAUGCUGCUUUUCAGCCGGCAGGGGAAGCUGCGCCUGCAGAAGUGGUACACCGCCACAGCGAACGGCGACAAGAAGAAGAUGGUCAGGGAGCUGAUGCAGAUAGUGCUCGCCCGCAAACCAAAGAUGUGCAGCUUCCUCGAAUGGAGGGACCUCAAGAUUGUCUACAAAAGGUACGCCAGCCUGUAUUUCUGUUGUGCAAUCGAAGAGCAGGACAACGAGCUGAUCACACUGGAAGUCAUCCACCGCUUCGUAGAGCUUCUGGAUAAAUACUUUGGCAGUGUAUGUGAGCUGGACAUCAUCUUUAACUUUGAGAAGGCCUACUUCAUCCUCGAUGAGUUCCUGAUGGGAGGAGAGAUCCAGGAUACGUCUAAGAAGAGUGUCCUCAAAGCCAUCGAACAGGCUGACCUACUGCAGGAGGAGGACGAGUCCCCCAGGAGUGUGUUGGAGGAGAUGGGCCUGGCGUAGUACACAGCAGCUUUGUGAGAGACUAUAAGGCGGAGGGCUGGUUGAGGGGGUGGGGGGUG